Messenger RNA from Cetraspora pellucida, 1383 nucleotides. NCBI's taxonomy places the organism in Eukaryota, Fungi, Glomeromycota, Glomeromycetes, Diversisporales, Gigasporaceae. The record is from the annotation of a GenBank genome assembly.
AUGUAUUUUACUAUUUCAUUAUAUUGGUUUAAAUUGCCAACAAUUCGAUUUGUAUUCCUGGUUUUAGUUUUACGACCACUUUUAGUAUUUUCUAAAGGUGGCGGAGGUGGAAAAGAACACUCUGAAAGCAGUUAUAGCGGACGUUUUAGGUCUAAUAGUGGCUCUAGUCAUUCACCAUCAACCUGGGUUUUUUGGUACGAUGGCGAUAAUCGAACAUGCGGAAACUAUUGCAUAUUAACUUUUUCCAUAGUUGCAUUUAUAAUACUGGCAAUAAUUUUAUUUGGAAUAUGGAGAUGUAUUAUAAUAAGAAAAUAUUACAAAAAUAAUGAUAAAUUUCGCGAGUCUACGGAUCUUGAAAGUGAAAUUACUAAAUCUACAGAAGAUAAUAUUCGAACUCGAACUGAGAUGCAAUAUCCUCCGUUGCCUGGAACAGCUCCUGUUAUCAUUGCGCCUCCCCCAGCUUACACAAGCAUAUCUCCCGCUCCAGAAAAGUCUUAUUUGCACGGAUUAAGGCAUGAAGCCACUUAUAAAGCAUACAAAGCUGGAAAACAAUUUACGCGCGAAAAUCCACCUCACGAAAUACUGCCCCCACAAGAACACGUUGAAUAUAUUUUGUCAUCCGGUCCAAAAGCCUGGGAAAUGGUGAUACCUAAAGAACGUGCAGUUCCACCUAAUAUUAUAGAUGUGUCAAAUAAAGGGCGCGUUAUAUCGUUCCACGGAAAAAAUGAUGUCAUGAUACAAGCAAAUUAUCCUCAUUUUCUCCCACAGUUUAAUGAUAAUUCCUCUGUUCAACCAAGUCCUAUCUCGAUAACUUCUAUGACUGAAUUGAUAAUUAAUAGUCAGUCAGAACAGAAAUAUCGUGAAAACUCUCUGUUAAGCGAUGGUCAUCAAUUAAGUUUAGGUCAAACUGCAGACCUUUGGUUCUUCUACUUUGAAGUAACUAUACUAUCGAAUCCCAACGUAAAAGACACUACAAUUGCUGUUGGACUUACAACAAAGCCAUAUCCAAAUUUCAGAUUACCUGGUUGGAAUGAUCAUUCAGUAGGCUAUCAUUCUGAUGACGGAAACAAAUUUCAUAAUGAUGGUCUUGGAGGUCAAAGUUAUGCCAAAACAUGGGGUGAAGUUGGAGAUACCAUAGGGUGUGGCUAUUAUCCUAAAAAUGGUACCGUUUUCUUUACAAAAAAUGGCAAAUCACAAGGCAAUGCAUUUACUGGAUUGAAUCAUAUCUGGUUCCCAACUGUUGGAGCAGAUGGUGAAUGUAAAGUUGAGGUCAAUUUUGGUGAUGGAGAUCGAGAAUUCCGAUAUAAAGAAGCUAGAGUAACGAGUGCUGCUGGUCCAAUCUCAACGUAUUCUAACGCACCUUUGAAAACAUUGAAUGAUUAA